UGCAAGAGCUCCUCAGGCCUCCCCAUGUUUUGGUGCAAGCAAUAGGUGAAGCACUUUUGUAUAUAGCUGAUCACCGCAGGAGUCAGUCCCUUCACCUUAUUUUUGGCGGCAUAUAGGCGUGAACCCAACGUGCGACACACAUGGUUUAUGUCGCUCCAUUUCUCUACUGGAUACUUGACGAGCGUGCUAAGCCUCGAUUCCGUGGUAGUGUCGUCGUCACCAACGUACGUCGGGUAACGCACUCCGCUCGACUCGGCCUCGGCAAAAAGCUGUACAGCUACAUGUUAGGGAGAAAUAAAUAUAACAAAAAGUCAAUGGGGAGAAGAAAAAGGGAGAAAUGAAUUACUCUAUUUUAAAAAAAUGUGACUCUACUUUAAAAAAUAUAUAACAAUAAUGCAAUAAUAGCUUAAAUGAGCAUAUUCCUAACAUUUUCCCCUGUUUCAUUUACAUUUGACAUUUGGUGUAACCCUGUAACACCAAAUGUCAAAUGUCAUCAAAUGUCACCAUUCAAAAUCUUUUACACUAAUGUGCACCUCGCUUCUCUCAGUUUAUCAGCAACUGUCCUCCAAUCCAGUUUCCCGAGCACUUCAGUACUAGAAGUGUCAUAGGGAGAAUAAGUUAAAAUACGUGCUGCCCUGUUUUGUAAUUUUUGUAAUUUUUCCAACAAACCUUUGCUGCAAUUGUCCCAAAGUGUGGUUGGAUAAUUGAUGAAUAAAUGGUUUCAAGAGUAUUGGUAGAUACAUAAGGGCUUAUUCUCUUUGAAGCACUUAUACUAGGUGAUGGUAUAACUAUGCGACUUGGUCUUUGUGGUCAUCGCUCGGGUACCCUGUGUGUCACAAUCCAGUAAAUCAUGCAACUCCCAGGCCCCACUCGGCCCAACUAAAAAGGAGUCAUCGUCAAGUGACACGUCAAUCACGAUGACGGCAUGAGGAUGUUAACUCAAUCACCAAACUGGACAUAACCGGUUUAUAACCAGUCUAACUGGAAAUAACAUUUUUACCACCGCCCCCAAACUUCCGUACUUAUGCUUCAAAGUACUUUUAUGAAAAAGCAAACCCGCAAAGCGAAACAAGAAAUUGAAUAUUGAGAAGUUUUUUUAUUUCCACUGUGACCAUGGACGACCUUUCACGUGGUGAUAAAAGAGGUAAUUGCACAACUAUUAUAGUUUUAUGUUUACAUCCAGUAGGUAUUAUGUUAAAAAAAAAAACGGUUUUGAACUGAGUGCCUUUUUAAGUAUAUGUUUGAAAGGUUUUUCACGGAUUUAUUAUCAGACGAUACUAGCAUUUUAUUUUUAAGAAUAGAAUACUUCUAUUGUACAGAGAAGAAUGUGUGUGUGCAAAGGUUUUGUUAAAACUCGCGCCCAAAAACAAGAUGGCGGUAGUCUUGUGCGCGCUUGUUUACUUUUUUACUAAUUGUGUGUAAACUUCGUUACAGUAAUCAAAAGGCCUAUCCGAAAGAGAAAUAUUAUAGACGUGUUUGUUUUUGUCAACUCAAAUAUUUCAAAAUAUAAUAGUUGUCUUAUUUCUUGUCACCUCAAAUUUUGCAUAAAUAUCAUAGUUGAGUUUAGUUUUGGCACCCAAAAUAUAAUGCAUAAUUAUUAUAGUUUUGGUUGCAUAAAAUAAUGCAUAAUUAUGAUAGUUGUGUUUUUGUUACCUCAGAUGUUUCAUGAAUAUUAUAGUUGUGUUUUAGUUAAAUCUCGUAUACAUACAUAUUGUAGGUGGUGAUCUGUCGUAUUUCUAAAAGUUUCAAAGUUUUGAUGUUACCCCUUUUAUAGUUAAAAUAUCAAUUUUGCACAACAAUUUUCAAUGAAAGAUACUGUACAUGACAGGUGUACUAUUUUGAAAUCCAGGAGUACAAGCAUAAAGUCCUAUUAGCAGACUCUGCCAUAGCAGACUAUAUAAUUUGCAGAUACCAGAUGAAUGUGUAGAUGCUACAUACACUAAUUGUAGACAAACUGAAGAGAAGAACAAUAACAAGAUAAAAAGAGGUGAUGCAGCUGUAGGCGGCAUGCAGUGGUGGGGCCAAGCAGUUUGUCUUCCACAUAUAUUGAUUUCCAUAUUUAGGGGAGUGCUUUUGGUGCCUCCUCUAAAUAUGGAAAUUAAUUGUUACGUGGUAGACAAACUGUUGUCUCUUUAUUAAUACAUGUUUUAACAUUUAUUAUUUUAUAUAAUACACCUAUUUCAAAUGAGGUUACAAUACCAAUGUCACAAACUGCAGUGCUUCAAAGAUAUCAAAUGAGCCAGCAAAUAUGCAUAGAGCAAAGCUUACCCAUGUUUCUUUUUGUGUGUCUUUUGAAUGAACCAAUCAGUGUUACCACACAUUGAUCCUCCAAUGCAAUACCUUGUUUGAAAUAGGUGUAUAAUUUAUAUUUUAAAAAUAUCCUAACCCGUUAUAUUUUAUUAUUCUUGAUCUAAAUAACCAAUAGGUUCUCAUGACAAUACAAUAUUUUAUUAGGUUGUGCAUGAUUUUUCAUUGCCAAAUUAUCAAUGAUAAGACACAAGCAUAAUUUUAUACAUGAAUACUUUUUGAAUGAACCAUUUUAUUUUUUUAUGUCAUUGCAAUAUUUAUAUUGUGGUGUGCACAAUUUUUCAUAACCAAAUUAUAAAGGAUAGGACACAAGCCUAACUUUAGAAAUGAAUAAUUUUGAAUGAACCAUUUUAAUUUCCUGUGUCAAUACAAUAUUAUUUUUAUUAUGGCUUGCACAAUUUUUCACAACCAAAUUAUAUGUGAUAAUGACACCAGCCUAAAUAAAUGCUUUUAAUUUAAAACAAUGAUUUCUUAAUAAUUCAGAAAAACACCUUUUUUAACAUCAUGCAUUUUUCCUACUUACGUGUAUACACCAUUUUCCUACUAAAAGCAAUCCCAUACUGCUGGAUCUCAGCUUUGACUUUUUCAUGUCAAAUAAUGGUGCAUUUGUGCAAUGAUAAUAAAAACAAGCAUUCUCUAAAAGGCACCCAUUUGUUAAUAAAAGUAUUCAAUUCAAUUCAUUCACCCAUCAUAAUCCUGGGUAGUCUUCCUGAGGGAGUGGAGGGAGGUAAAUAUAUCAGUUGUUAUUAAAUACAAAAAUUCAUUAAUUUGAUACAUGAACGUUCAGGAUAGCAGUAUCAGAAUAACCAUUAAACACCCCCCUGAGGGAUAGUAGUUGGGUGAAGUUUAUACCCUAAAAGAUGAUUAUCUACACCCCAUCUUCUUUUUUUAGGAGUCAAACCCCAGGGGGUGGGGGUUAUGGCAGAAAUUAGUAAUGUACCCAAGACACCAGGAUUUACUUGGAAAUGGAUAUUAAAUAUAAAUAACUACUCCAAAGCUAGUUUGCAUCCCCUAUAUCCUUAAAUUUGCUACAAGUAUUGCUAAAAAAGUGCAUCCACGCAGGCUCCGCUUUUAGGCAGUGCCUAAAUCUAUAUAUUAUCUCAUAAAACAGCUUGGUAUAAAAGACACAGAAAACAAAAACAAAUUAAUUUUUACCAAACAAAAACAGACAAAGAAAAUGUCAAUAGAGAUUUUCAUAGAGAAGUGAUAGAAAAAUAUUUUAGAGCUCUUGAAUCUUAAAGGUGUUAGGCCUACCCUGGAAUAGCAGUAGUGACACUAUAGGACUCACAUUUGGCCAACUGUAUGAGAAGGCGCAACAGUCGCCAGCGACGAAGCGAAAUGUGCUAAGUGUUCUUGCAGGUAUGUUCGAUCCCCUAGGAAUAGUAAGCCCAGUAACUGUAGCUUUGCAGCAAGACUAGAGUAGAGUGGCCCCCCUUAAAGAGAUGACAAUACCCAGGUUAGAGCUAAUGGCCACGUUAAUCCUUGCCCGUCUAGUCAGCCAUGUUAAAGAAGCACUAGGCACACUCAUUGAAGUAGAAAGGGAGGUGUACUGGUCAGAUAGCAAAACAGUGUUAUACUGGUUGGCGAACAAAGGUGAGUGGAAACAGUUCGUUAAGCACAAAGUAGAUGAAAUUUUGCAGCUGACUAGGAACGGUGAGUGGAGGCAUUGCUCGGGAGAGCAGAACCCGGCCGACAUUGGGUCACGUGGUACCGUGGUGGAAUGGCCCACACUGGCUGACUGGUCCCGAACAGGGAUGGCCAGCAUUACAGAUCGAGAGAACGCCAGCUGGGGCGGAAGAGGAGAAGGGCACUGUAAGUAUGGUAGUCAACACCAGAGUACCGAAGAGUGACAUAUCUAGUGUAAUCAACCCUAACAAUUUCAGUAAUUGUAUCAAGUUGUUCAAGGUAACAGCGUAUGUUCGGAGAUUAAUGCACAAUGUUAGGGCAGAGAAAGUAGAAGACAGGAUGACAGGCAGGUUAUCUAGAGAGGAGAUGACGAACGCAGAGCUAGAGUGGAUAAAGUCAGCGCAAGUAGACUUGACGCAACAAGCGACGUUUAAUCAGCUGACCAAGCAGCUAGAUUUAGUAGAAGAGGCAGGCAUACUUAGGUGAAGAGGGAGACUGGGUAAUUCCGAGCUUGCGACAGACGCUAGAAUGCCCAUAAUAUUACCGAGAGAUCACAGGCUGACAGAGCUGGUUAUACUAGACUGCCAUAGUAAGUUACACCACAGUGGUGUUAGCGGCACCUUAGCGCAGUUGCGGACAAGGUUCUGGGUUCCGAAAGGUAGACCAGUUGUACAGAAGAUAGUGCAUAGGUGUGUCACGUGUAAGAAGCUAGAAGGCAGGGCAUACGCGCCGCCUCCCGUGGCGGAUUUACCAGGCUUUAAGAGUCACGCAGGCAGAGCCAUUCUCCAAAGUAAGAGUAGACUUUGCAGGUCCUCUCUAUUACAAGAGUAGUACAGGUAUGAUGCAGAAGGCGUAUGUGGCACUUUUCUCGUGUUGCGUGACACGAGCAUUAUAUCUCGAUUUAGUGGUAGAUUUAGAGGCUUGUACUUUCAGGAGAUGCCUUAGAAGGUUUGCAGCCAGGAAGGGAGCUCCAACGCUGAUAGUGUCAGACAAUGCGAAAACGUUCAAAGCCGCAGCAAAGGCCCUGAGGGAGCUAUAUGACCACCCGGAGGUACAAGCAUAUUUAGAGGUCAACAGAGUAUCUCGGCAAUUCAACCUAGAGAAGGCUCCAUGGUGGGGUGGGUUUUACGAGAGAAUGGUAGGAAGCGUCAAGCGGUGUUUGAGGAAGACCUUGGGCGAGGCACGAUUGACCUAUGAUGAGCUAAUUACAGUUUUGGUGGAGGUCGAGAGCACACUAAACGACAGGCCGCUUACAUAUGUGUACGAUGAGGUCGGAGAGAUGGAGCUUACACCAGCCCAUCUAAUGUAUGACAGACGACUAAAUAGCUUUCCAGACGAGGUAGUAGAGCCAGACGAUGUAGCGAAUCCAGACCACAACAGUCGGUUUAGGUAUGUAAGUGCUAAACUCUCCCAUUUUUGUAAGAGAUGGAGUAAGGAGUAUCUAGCUAGCCUUAGGGAGUUCUAUCCUAGUAGUCGUGUCACCGGGCGUCAUAGGGAGGCAGUUCAAGUAGGAGAUGUAGUGACAGUGCACGACGACGGCAGUAAGAGGAGUCAGUGGAAGAUGGCGGUAGUAGAGAAGUUGAUCAAGGGCAGAGAUGACGUAGUGAGAGGAGCGCAAGUUAGACUUGUCAAGAAGGGCAAGCCAUCUCGCCUGGACAGACCAGUCCAGAGACUCUACCCCAUAGAAGUUAGUUGCGCGGACUCGACAGUGAAUCGCAGCGCGUGCGCGGACAGGAGCGUGCAUACCAGAGCCAGGUCCACUCGAGCCGCAGCAUUGCACGCGCAGAAUAGAAUCGCGAUCGGGGUUUGCUUGACUCCUAAGAGUCAAGGGGGGGAGUGUGUUCCGGAAGUUCCGUUUCUGUGUACCGGAAGUUGUUAAAGUUAUUAGUUUAUGAUCACCAAUUAUGUAAUAUGUAAUGAGUAAUAGGAUCGGGUAUCAUUGUACCAGGCACGGGGUGAACUCGUGAGGGAUGGUAAGACAGAUUGUGGAGAGAUGCCCAAGAAAA
This is a messenger RNA of Nematostella vectensis (starlet sea anemone), 5939 nucleotides long. RefSeq lists its product as uncharacterized. Gene Ontology annotation, molecular function: nucleic acid binding. The record is from RefSeq and is a predicted model, not a curated record. NCBI's taxonomy places the organism in Eukaryota, Metazoa, Cnidaria, Anthozoa, Actiniaria, Edwardsiidae. The transcript is spliced from 2 exons. Bases 4772 to 5812 code for a protein of 346 amino acids. Gene Ontology annotation, biological process: DNA integration.